This is a messenger RNA of Amyelois transitella, 786 nucleotides long. RefSeq lists its product as uncharacterized. Lineage: Eukaryota; Metazoa; Arthropoda; Insecta; Lepidoptera; Pyralidae. Bases 34 to 786 code for a protein of 250 amino acids. The transcript is spliced from 7 exons. The record is from RefSeq and is a predicted model, not a curated record.
AGUGCGAUAAGGUUGGUGAAAGUGGUACCUAAAAUGCAGUUUAUUGCAUUAAUUAUUUCUUUUUUCUUAGUAUUACCUAAAAAUUUUGCCGAAGAUGUCAGCUAUCAGGCAUGUGUGGACAAAUAUUCUCGUAAGGGUUACCAGCCAUGGCAAGAAUGGUCAGACCACUACACCUGUCACCGCUACCGAUGUGAGAUAAGAGAUGGAAAAUAUUUCAUUGCUGCUGUGGGAUGUCGAAAGCCAAAAAUUCCGGAAAAUGCAUUGGAAUGUCACGAAUACAUUGAAGAUGAAAAUGUUGAAUUUCCAACUUGCUGCGCGCGACUUAGGUGUGUUGUUGAAGUAAAUGGCGAAAGGAUUGUCCAGACCAGAGGUCAACCGGGAGAAUUAUUCCCCGAUAAGCCUUGGAAAGGACAGCAAAACGAGCCUAACCCAGUAGUGGGAAUGGGUGCCAUUCAGCAAAACACCGUUGGAGGUGAGCCUCAAAGUCAACCAUCCCCAGGCAUCUUCAGCAGCAGAGGAGCAGGCAAGACGGAUGGCAAUGAUAAUAACGGGAGACGGUUCGUAGACCCUUACCCAAGCCAGCAGAUGCAGGAGUCGCCGCGCAAGAAGAGAUCCACUAUUUACCCUCUUUUUGAUAGAAGUUCCACACGCGAUUCCAUUUCCCGAGUGCCAUAUCAAAUAAAAAUGCCGGGAUACUCGCCUGAGAGAUAUACUUCUUAUUUCACCAAUGGCGUGAAUGGUGAUAAGGGAUUUUCUGGCCACAAGUUGCACCUGAAUUCGUCUUAG